Messenger RNA from Sorghum bicolor (sorghum), 1690 nucleotides. Its product is annotated as protein STRICTOSIDINE SYNTHASE-LIKE 10. Bases 156 to 1187 code for a protein of 343 amino acids. The transcript has a single exon. Gene Ontology annotation, molecular function: strictosidine synthase activity. The record is from RefSeq and is a predicted model, not a curated record. Gene Ontology annotation, biological process: biosynthetic process. Lineage: Eukaryota; Viridiplantae; Streptophyta; Magnoliopsida; Poales; Poaceae.
UCGUGGGAAGAAUCGCGUGUGUAAGGGGACGGAGACGGACGGACACACUUCCUUCUACAUAUGCUACAUAUGUACGUACGAUAGGUGUGCCUGCCCACCCGUCCAUCGAAACCACACAACCAGGCCACUGAUGACCACAACCAUACCUGUUGUCGAUGUCGCGACUCCUCUUCUACCUCCUCAUCUGCCUGUUCUGCGCCGGCCGUCGGCAGAUCGUUGGUACGGCAGCGGCCGGGACCAUCCACGUCCGGAGACGAGCCUUCGACUUCAUCCCUCUACCCUUCGGCGUCACCGGCGCCGAGAGUCUGGCCUUCGACCGCAGUGGCCAAGGUCCUUACACCGGUGUCUCGGACGGCCGUGUCCUGAGAUGGGAUGGCAGCGGCCGCGGCUGGACGACCUUCGCCUAUAGCAAGAAUUAUGCCCACAACCCAUUUUGCAGAGCCUCCACGGCGCGUCCGGGCGACGCCGAGGUCGUCUGCGGCCGUCCACUGGGGCUCCAAUUCGACAUCAGGACGGGCGACCUGUACAUCGCCGAUGCCUACCACGGGCUGCUGAGGGUCGGUCCGGCCGGCGGUGAGGCCGAGGUGGUGGCGGCUCAGGCCGAUGGCAAGGCGUUCAACUUCCUCAACGGCGUCGACGUCGACCAAUCCACCGGAGAUGUGUACUUCACAGAUAGCAGCACAUCAUACACGCGUCUGCAUGGCGCGCUGAUCUUUCUAACCCAUGAGUCCUCUGGCCGGCUGAUGAAGUACGACGCGCGGGCCAAGCGCGUGAUAGUGCUCAAGGAUGGUCUACCCUUCCCCAAUGGCGUUGCACUUAGCGCCGACCGGACGCACCUUGUGGUGGCGCACACAUGGCCAUGCCAGCUGUUCAGGUACUGGCUGGAAGGGACUAAGGCUGGCACCUAUGAGCUCUUCGCCGACUUGCCUGGUUACCCAGACAACAUCAGGCGCGAUAACAGAGUAGGCUAUUGGGUGGCGCUCAACCAAAAGAAGCUUGAUGGCGAGACCAUGGAGCAUAUCGUCGGUGUACACCUAGACGUAAAGGGCAAGCAGCUUGAGGAGAUGACCGCGGAGGACAAGAGGGUCACUCUUUCAGACAUUGUGGAAGAGGACGUUAAACUGUGGUUGGGAUCGGUGGAACUAGACUACAUCAUCGUUGUUGAUCAGACACUAGAUUGUUAUUAAUGGACUACACCGGAACUACCCACGUCGCCAUGGUUGGGGUUGGUGGACGCAAAGGAUGCAUGUGCAGCGUGAGGAGAUCCACCGCGGGGAACUAGACUCCCUAGGGUGCCUGUUCGGGUGCCUAACAGCGCGACACUUGGCAAAGACUGAAGGCAGGUGGUGGCUACCACGCCCAGCACCUUUGCCUAAGGCUUGAAUUUACCGGGCCGGGUGCCCGGCCCUCGGCAAAGGCCAAUAUUUGCCGAAGGCUGAUCUUUGCUGGGAAAUGGCAAAGCAAUCAUUUGCCGGGUGUCCGAUAAAAAACUCCCGGCAAAUCGUCGGUUUCCUGUAGUGCCCCGUGCAUUAGAAAAGAUUUGGCUUGUAUGUGUAUGUGUAUGUGUAUGUGUAUGUGUAUGUGUAUGUGUAUGUGUAUGUGUAUGAUUGUUAUAUGCAUGAAUUUUCAAGGUGGAUGAUUAUGGCUGCUACAAGAAAUUAUCAUCACAGAUUUUGACUCUGAGGCAAAC